CUAUAUAACACAACACAGCAUGCUUUCGUUUUACUUGUCCACUGCGAGUGAAAGAGAGAGCUAGUUAUUAGCUCUGCUUCCUUCAUUUUGAUCAAGUAGCUUCAUUUUGGGUUAAGCAAAUUAUCAAAUAUGAGGGUCAUUUUAUCAGCUGGUUGUGUUGUGGUUGCUAUCUUAUGUGUUUUUCUUGUGAGUGGUUUGGUUGUGGCGGAUGAUGAUGCUAAGGUGGUUAAGGAUGAUAAGCACUUAUUUCCUCAUCCCCACCCACGUUUUUUUAGGGGAGGAAAGGGGUUUAGGCAUGGAAGGUUUGGUGGCGGUGGAGUUGGUGGAGGCAUUGGCGGUGGCGGUGGUCUUGGUGGAGGCAUUGGCGGUGGGGGUGGUCUUGGCGGAGGUGGAGGUCUAGGAGGUGGUGGUGGGCUUGGAGGUGGAGGAGGUGCAGGUGGUGGGUUAGGAGGUGGUGGUGGUCUAGGUGGGGGUGCAGGAGGUGCAGGAGGUGGGUUAGGAGGUGGUGGUGGUGGUCUAGGUGGAGGUGCAGGAGGUGGUGGUGCUGCUGGGGGUGGCUUAGGAGGAGGAGCUGGAGGUGGUUUAGGAGGAGGAGCUGGAGGUGGUUUAGGUGGAGGAGGAGCCGGAGGUGGUUUAGGUGGAGGAGGAGCCGGAGGUGGUUUAGGUGGAGGAGCUGGAGGUGGUUUAGGUGGAGGAGCUGGUGGUGGUGGGGGUUUAGGUGGUGGUGGUGGACUUGGUGGCGGUGGUGGAGCUGGAGCAGGUGGUGGGUUUGGUGCUGGUGGCGGAGGUGCUGGAGGAGGUGGCGGGCUUGGUGGUGGUGGUGCAGGUGGAGGCUUUGGUGGAGGUGCAGGUGGUGGUGUUGGUAGGGGCGGAGGUCUUGGAGGAGGUGCAGGUGGAGGUGUUGGUGGGGCCGGAGGUCUUGGAGGAGGUGCUGGUGGUGGAGGUGGGUUCGGGGGUGGUGGUGGGGUAGGCAGUGGCGCUGGAGGAGGCUUUGGAGCUGGUGGAGGCUUUGGCAAAAGUGGAGGUGUUAGCGGUGGAUUAGGCGGUGGUGGAGGAGGCGGAUUUGGUGGAGGAGGUGGUUUUGGUGCUGGUAGUGGGGCUGGCUUUGGCGGUGGAGCUGGAAUCGGAGCUGGCGGUGGCCACUAAUUCAAGUGCAAUCAUGAUAUGAACAUUAGUUUUCAGCUGCAACUUAAUUUAGAGAAAUGAAUUAAUUUCUAGCUAUAUAUUAUUUACUUCUUAUGUUCCCUAUCAUGAAAGUACGUAACGUGUUAAUAGGAGGGGUAUUAUUAAUUUGCAGCUUUAGUAAUCAGUAUUAUUCUUUAAUCUUAUUAUAAUUAAUUUCCUUUAAUUUCUUA
Molecule: messenger RNA, 1355 nt
Organism: Prunus dulcis (almond)
Lineage: Eukaryota; Viridiplantae; Streptophyta; Magnoliopsida; Rosales; Rosaceae
Product: glycine-rich protein 23-like
Exons: 1
Coding region: 130-1146 (338 amino acids)
Source: RefSeq, a predicted model, not a curated record